GGAGACAACUAUACCUUGGUUGAUGAAACGUCCAGCUUAGAAUACGCCAAACACUUCCCAGUAUACUUCACUGUGAAAGUUGCACAAAAGGAUAUGGAAACGAUUAAGGAGAAACUGGAAAGUGUAUGGUCCGUACACAAAGGGUGAGAAUCAACGUAAGCAUUGAUAUCUCUGUACAAAAGGAAGUUAUUGACAAGACAGGGAAAUCCUACUGGGAGCUUGUAUACUUCGUUUCCACCAAUGACACAAAGGAGACAGCAGCUGUACUGGACUCCAGGGUAGAAGAAUACAAGAAUGUGACCACUCUCCUAGCUGUAGGCAUCGUCAAUGUGACAGACGUAAACGGGCAGUCCUACAAGGUGAUGAAGUCUGUGGACCAUCUAUUCCGGGCAGAUCAGACGUUCAGUCUGUUCCUCAGUGCCAAGUUUGGCAAGAAGGAAGAACUGAAAUUCAAAGAAACAAUUGAGGCAGCAGUCAGAAAACAGCUGAAGGUUACGAUGAAUACAAGCAUCACAGUGAAUGUCCUGAAACACGAAGAAGUAACAACGGGAUCAUACGAGAGCGCUUGGAAGUACCUGUUCUCAGUCAAGGUGGAUGGACGGAUUCUAAACCCAAUGUCUUCCCUGAACGGUUCUUGGCCUCACUUUGACCUGGUGACCUCCACUGGGCACCGUGUCACUACACUGGUCAAUCAAACAGAGACUUCUUACUACAACUUCCGAAACAGCUUCUCAUUCUACUUGGAGAAGAAUGUAUCUUUCUCCUUCUGGUCUGAGAUAAAGGCAGCCCUCAACAGAUCGUGGUCGACCAUUGACGAGUACAAGACAUGUGCAUGCCUGGAUUUUGAUCUUGGGUCCAUACAUGAGGUUAUAGACAGCAAAGGAAAAACAUUCUACAAGGUCCUGUACUUCAUGAAACAAAAUGCUACAAUGGUUGAUGCCAUGACACACCGGAAGCUGAAUACCACCAUCUUGAAAUCGGAACUGAAGGACAUCCGGUCUGUUCAGGGUCAGCAUAACACUGUAGUGGAAGUGACCGGUGAUGUGACCACCAGGGAACAUUCUCUGUUUGGAUUCUUCUUGAAGGCGAUGGUCAGGAUCGACCACUGGUCGAGGAUGGAGAAAACCAUUGAAAAGACUUAUACAAUGGACAACAACACACAAGAAUGCUGUACCUCAGUCCGUCUUCUGAGGCAAAUUCCAUUCAUAACUAUCAACGGACAGAUGUUGUGGAAGGUGGAAUAUCAGCUUCUGAGGCAAAAUAUUACACUGGAUGCUGAGGUUACCACUGGCGUCAACGUCACCUCCCUCCAAUCAGAGAUCGAUGUUACUUUCGCGUCCGGUUAUGUCAUAGAGGAAGUUCAACAGCGCCAACUGAUCGACUAUCGUAACAAAGUGGAACUAUAUUUCUCUGCACCAAUUGCGGAAGAACACUUUACUAAAAUCAAACAAGCUGUCAACAUUUCAUACGCUGUAUCUGUCACUGACAUUCUCAUCCUAAGCAACCAGGAAGUGAUUGACAUCUCUGGGAAUUCCUUCUGGGAGCUUUCAGUGUUCAUUUACGAAGGAGAUAAGGAUAACGUAGUCCCCUAUGUUCCCGGGUGGGGUCUUGCAAGGGUUACGGUCAAUAUGACCCUACUGAUGACAGAGGUGAAGAAUCUGAAGAUUGCUGGUGUCCAUGGAUACGUAGAGAUGUUGGAAAAAACUGGAGAGGGAUUGCGGCUCUACGAACAGAGCCUCAGCAUACUGGUGAAGAGCGUCAUCAAAACUGUGGACAUCGUCAGCAUAUCAGAGGCACUGACACACCUGUGGAAUACAACGUUAAGAGAGUCAGUACAGGAGACAACAGCUGUCACCGUGGAAGUGUCCAGACAGGAUGAACUUGUUGACAUAGCCGGGAAUACUAUAUCAAGACUUGUUUACUUCCUCAAAAUUGGCGAGGAAACUGUAACUGCAGGGGAAGUCCCAUCCCAGAACAAAACAAGAAUACAGGCAACUCUGACGUCACUAUUUAAGGAGAAGUAUCAAGUUGUCAUGGAAACUGAAUUGACGUUGUUGCGAUAUGAAAGUUUGUUUGCGUUCUACAUGGCAUCGCCGGUUCUGCUGCAAGACACGCACGAGUUCCAGGAUAGGUUGGAAGUGGCCUGGAAGAUCAAGUUUGAAUCGAACAUCAUGGUUAAUGUUACUUCACGAAUACGAAUACUCCUACAAGAAGAGUUGACUAAUGGAACCGCGGAAAGCAAAACGUUAUGGAGAGUGCUAUACUCUCUGGAAAGGGACUCAAAACUCGUUGACGCACGGUCAGAGAUCGGUCUCAGUGUAAAUGAGGUCAAGGCCGUUCUAGACACCGAAUUCUACACGACGUCCACCAACUAUUCUGGCAUCCUCCUGGACGUGACUGUUGUUGAGACCAUGUACCGCUACACUGACCUCUUCUCCCUGCAUAUCAAGCACAGAGUGGCCAGCAUAGACUAUAUACAGUUCGAGACAUCUCUCGCGGCGUUCUGGAACCACACCAUGACGGGUGCCGUGGUUUCAGUAUGUAAACAAGAGGAAGAGCUGGACUCUCACGGUGAGUCAGUAUGGAAGCUCUCAUACGUCAUAAAGAAGAACAACACAGUGGUGUCGUCACAGAAGAUAGUGCAGGCCUCGGCAGACGUCAUAAUGAAGAACGUGAACGUCACGAGCCCUCGUGGUAUGACGUAUACAAUAGUUGACGUCACGGAGACGGUGAGAAUCGAGGAAGUGUACCAUCUAUACGUCACUAGAAAGGUGUUUCGUGACGACGUCACUCAUUUUACAGAAACUCUGCAGGAAACAAUCAAAGACAUUGUUCCAGAAAACAACUUAACUGGCGUACAAGUUGAAUGGAAGGGACAGACCCAGUUUAAACAUAUAACGGAUUCAAAGCUGACGGCAUGGAGGCAGCUAUUCCUCGUCAAGAUGAACAAUAAAUAUAUUACACCCCUCAAUUACGGUAGUCUCAACAAGGAAAAGAUAACUCUCAACUUUACGUCGAUCAGGGGAGAUUACUACGAUUUGAUUAACAGUUCUUCUCUGUCCGUUCAUUAUGCUCGCGCUGACGAGCAGUUCAGCAUCACAGUGAUAGGUCAUAUCCGGACCAAAGACCAAGCACUUUUGAAGACGGCGAUACAGACCUCAUGGAACAAGACAUACAUUAAUGACAGUGUCACCAUCAACAUCCAGUCAACGGAGGAAUACAUAGGAGACAACAGUAUUGUGGUUACCCGACUGUCCCUGUUCGCUGUGAGGGGGACCAGUGUGAUUGAUCCAGACACCAUGAUUACCCCCUCCAUACACGAGGUUCUUGAUGCCAUUAGUUCAACAAAUGGCCCUUCUCUUGUGGCGUACACUGGGACGACGGCAAUCAGAUACGAGUCAUGCUUCACAUUAAUGGUUAAAGGAACUCUUAAAAUGGCACAGCAGACAAAUCUUCAGAACGUUCUUAAGCAGGCAUGGCAGUCAAAAACAGGUGUGAACGUCAAAAUAGAGAUUCUUAUCCACAAGACAGAGAAAUUCGUCGGUGAAUUCGGUGUUGAGCUGACCCAGGUGUUAUACACAGUAAGAAUCAACGAGCGACUCUCCCAAACUGAUGACGACGUUCCACCAUCCAGUACUGAUAUCGAAGCUUAUCAACCGGAUGCAAUGUCAUCUUGGAAAAUGUAUUCUGGGAAGGUUGCCUUCAGACUUGAAGCAAUGUAUAGCAUCAAAGUGGAGUCCCUGAUGACAAGAGAGGUAACAUCACAGCAACUUGUCAAACUGGAAACGGCUCUGCUGAGUGUAUGGACACAACAGCACAGAAAUGACUGUCUAUCCUGCCAAAUCCGUGUUGUUAGUGGGACAUCAUAUCGUGGCUAUAACAGCAGCUCUGCUAUUGUACGUGUAACCGAAGUGUCCUACACUGUCACGAGAAAUAGUGACGUCAUCACCCCUUGGGUCAUGAGUUCUCCAACGAGAGCAAACAUAGCUGGUAACAUCGACAGCCAAUCAGCGGGCGUGUCUGUGUGGCUGCGACCUACCUACAAAGUUAGAGAUCUGUAUUUGAUUGGCUACACCUCCAAGAUCGACAUGGAUAGGUUACGGACGGGCAUCCACAGCGCAUGGUUGGGUAGCCUAGGGCAAUCGACAAAUGUGUCUGGUGAGAUCAGUGAUGUUAAUGUAUACGUCGAUAAACAGUGGCAGAAGCUCACAAAGGUUCAGUACUUUGUGUCUCUCAACUCCACCGACCCCGACCAACUGACGCGGUCAGCACCGUCGACUGACGAGGUUAGCCACGCCCUCAACAACACCGGCAUACAGCAACAUCCCUGCAGCUGUGAGGGCCUGAAGCUGAGGAAGAUGCAUGUGAAGGGAGCCAGGGUAAACUACACAGCUGCAGCUGCUGCCCUGAAACAGGCGUGGAUUGACAAGAAUAAUGCAUCUUCUAGUCUGGAGACCUCCCUGGAAGUGAAUCUGAAACAGCUGCAGAUCACGAGAACCCGCCGAGCUGCCGCACCAGCUGUAGAAUUAGUCGAUGACCAAGGGAAACCCGUAUCGCGAGCUGAUUACACAGUGUCAAUAGAUGGACAGGACCCAGAACCAUUGUUUGUCCAGCCUCCUUCCCAGGAUGACCUUGACCGAAGUCUCAAGGCCAACGGAAUAGAGAACUGCAACUGCCAGCCCGGCAAAGUUGGCCACGUCAAGCUGAAGGGCACCACCAAAGAGGUCGAGAAGAAGGACGUUGCUGAAGCUGUCAAGGACGCCAUUGCAAAGUCCAAUCCAGAUGUGAACCCUGCAGAUUUGGACGUUCAGAUUCUUGACGUUGAUAAUCACGACGAAAAAGGUGGACCUGUCUCUGACAUCAAAUAUGCAGUCCGUCGCCAUGACAACGAUGAACUAGAGGCUUUGUCAUCUCCUUCUGAAGCUCAUCUUAGUGAGGCUCUAAGGGCAAAAGGAAAAGCCUUGGCUAACACAGAAGAAACGUCACAAGUACCACCGCCAGCAGAGAACACUGACUGGCAGGUGCCCACCGCGGUUCUUUGUUCACUGUUUGCCUUCAUUGUUAUCUGCAUUGCCGUCUUCUACUUUGUUUAUGUGAGAAGACGUAGGAAGAAUGCUGACUUGAAGGAAGCCGAAGAAAACAUUGAAAACAAUAUACAUAAUGAGGAACAUUUUGCAAAACCGGUUGUUUUUAAUAACCCUAUGUAUGGAACUCACCAAGCUAAACACGUGACUGUUGGAACGGAGGGACUUUAAGGAAUCAAUUCAGCUUGGAUACAUUACACCAGUGAAGAUUAACUACGGGGACCACGUAUUCACCUAGAGAAAGACUUUGUAUUGUCUAGUGUUGUGAAUGAACAUAUGCUGAUAUGUACAGUGUGGAGUAUAGGCAUUUAAACAGAUAUAUUGAAUACAUAGUUUGAAAAGCUCUUGACACUUCUCAUCGUGUUCAUCAUACUUGUAAGUAAAACGACAGAUGAAUGUUAAUGGUCUGUUGUAUGGUGUAUAUAUACUUCUCAUCAAAAGUUUAGACUCACUAGUGUAAAUAUAGCCACUUACUUCAGGCAACUGUUCUAAACUAAAGUUUGCAAAAUAUUCCAUGCUGUUUAAAGGUACUGUUUGCACAUGGACUGAUGUAUUGUAAAACAAAUUCGUAACGUUGAAAGGAUUGUUGUCAUGAGUUCAGUAAAUGAUAAAAAUCAGCGAAAAUUGGUGAAAUCUUAACACAAACUUCACACCACACCGCAGCUGUUCACAGGCACGAUAUUAGCACAUGCUUUUCAGCAAUUUGAUGCAUGAUCCUCGUGCAAUUCAUCUGCAUAAGGUUUGCAGUUGGUUCCCCCAAGGUAAUGGAGAAAUCAAUCUUCGAUGUAACCAUAAUAUAUAUCCAUAACAUAUAUCGAGUGCUUUAAGUGAGUCUAAACUUUUGAAGAGAAGUAUAUUAUAAACAGUAUGGUUGUAAAUGAUAGAAGAUGUCGUUAGAUAAGUAGAAGUAUUUCCUUGCUACAGUGAAAGCAGUGUCCGGGUAGAUGUGCCGCGGUAUAACGGGGUAGGGAUCAGCCAGUAUAUGUCAGAUACAUGUUUUUCUGUAUUUCAUUCCACUAGUGCAGUACCUUCCCGUUCCCCUUUAAUUUCACUUGAUGGUUUAACGGGGAUAUGUAUGAAUCGUCUUAAAACAGAAAUACUGUAUAUAUUAUCUGUGUGAAUGAAUGUAUGUGACUAUUUAAAAAUAAAUUUUGCCUGUUUUGUGAUUUACCAAUGCUGCCAUACCCAGAAACCGAACUAGUUUCUAUGAACAUUUUGAACUUGUGUAAAUGAUACACAAGGCUGUCUUCCUGCAGUAGACACGUGUGCAACUGGUGUAAUGGCGUGAGUGAUAAACCUCGUGGUUAAGUAUUGUAUAAUGUUAUAUUUGUGUAUAGGCAAAGAGUCGUGAUGUAAACAUGUAUGGGUAACGCCAAUUCUGUAUGGGCGAAGAGUUGACGUUAUAUAACCAGGUGAAAUAUCCCAAAGCAUAUUUAGCUCCUUGAAUACAAUUAUCUUGUAAAACUAUUGAUUUAUGUUUACAAAGGAAUGAAGUAUUUACAGCUUAUUUCAGGCAGAACUGAGACUUUUAAAAACGGAACAUUUUAGCGCUUAGAAGAUUGAGUAGUGUGGACAUGGGGAAGAAUCAAUUCUUGGCCAUACAGAAGGGUUUUAUCCAGAUCAGGUGGAUAGUGAGUAGUCCUGUAGCACGUGUCCAGUGCUUGGCCAUACAGAAGGGUUUUAUCCAGAUCACGUGGAUAGAGAGUAGUCCUGUAGCACGUGUCCAGUUGCUAGUACUUCCGGUACAGAAUCAUGCAAUAUAUGUUUGAUCAUUGAUUCUUCCGAGACUUUCCUGUAUCUGUAUCCGUAUCUGUAUCUGUAUCCAUACUCAUCUAACAUUGUACAUAUGUAUAUUAUCUUUACAGAUGGUUAUAUCACAUUACAUGUUCUUACAUUACCCAAUGAUAUGGCACUGACAGAUGGAUUGUUUCAUGUAAGCAUAUAUUUUUAAGAAAUGUAUCCAGGAUCACGUUUUGUAAUAUCAACUAAAUGUCUCGAAAAUUGAAAUGUUAAUUUUUAUAAAUUGUACUAAUCACAAGAUGAAAUUGACAGAAGAUACAUGUUAUUAAAUAAAAUGUCGAAACAGAAUAAAUGAUGUUGAUUGUUUGCAA
Molecule: messenger RNA, 7195 nt
Organism: Haliotis rubra (blacklip abalone)
Lineage: Eukaryota; Metazoa; Mollusca; Gastropoda; Lepetellida; Haliotidae
Exons: 33
Coding region: 126-5255 (1709 amino acids)
Biological process (GO): cell communication
Cellular component (GO): extracellular matrix; membrane
Source: RefSeq, a predicted model, not a curated record